Messenger RNA from Poeciliopsis prolifica (blackstripe livebearer), 3485 nucleotides. Its product is annotated as tripartite motif-containing protein 2-like. The record is from RefSeq and is a predicted model, not a curated record. Bases 641 to 2656 code for a protein of 671 amino acids. Gene Ontology annotation, molecular function: zinc ion binding; ubiquitin protein ligase activity; protein binding. Gene Ontology annotation, biological process: proteasome-mediated ubiquitin-dependent protein catabolic process; negative regulation of translation; protein polyubiquitination. The transcript has 14 exons. Lineage: Eukaryota; Metazoa; Chordata; Actinopteri; Cyprinodontiformes; Poeciliidae.
CUCUUCCUCGCUGGUGGUUGUUGCUGCUGCAAGCUGCUGGUGUUGCUGUGACGAUGAUAUCCUCCCCCUCUUACACACACAUACACACACAGACUAGGAGGAGAGGAGAGAAGAGGCAGCAAACAAGACAGUUUCAUGACGCGAUGGCUGCAGGCUGGAAAGCAGACGCUCCCACUGAUGGCCUGGAAAACAGGGAAUCAGUGGAUUCAUCCUCAGUGCUCUCCAAAUAAAAUCAGUUCAACUGAAUACAGUUAAAUUACUCCUGAAGGGAAACUAUCUGCCUCUCACCUUCUUCUUUUUGGUGUUUCAAUGGAUAAAUAACCAUCUGGAAUGUGGGACAGAAGACUCUCAGAUCUACAGAAGAAUAACGUUAAUGUGGAUUAUUGACUAAAACCCAUCAAAUCUAAGAUCAGUGCAGAUCUUUUUUAUAUUCAGAAUGUGCCAACAGUUUCUACUGGAGUGUUUUUCUCAUUUUUCCUGAAUGUCCAAUGGAGUGAAAAACAAACAGAGUCGGGAGAAAGAACCUGUUAGAAACCAAAGCAACAAACCCUCUGCUUGAUCGUAAAGCGUCUUCCCCUGGCUGCGGUGAGGAAGGAGGGGUGUGUUUGGAGGUUCCCCCCCAGCAGGCUGCCGCGCGCAGAUGGAGGCCCACCAACACUCCCCAGAUAGCAGCAGUGAGGAGUGCACCGUCCUGGAGGCCGCGCCCAGCAAGAACAGCUGCCUGCAGCAUGCAGGGAAGGUGGCUGACCUGUACUGCUCGGCCUGUGAGUGUGCCCUGUGUGAGGACUGCUUACCGGCCCAUGAGGAUCACCCCACGGUGGCGCUCAGCCAGGCCCUGGAGCAGCACCGGAGCCGGCUGCAGGAGAGACUCGGGGCGGUCCAGAGCAGACUGCCCCAGAUUUCAGAUGCUCUGUCCUUCGUUACGGAGAUUCUGCAGCAGCUGAACAACCAGAGAGCUUCCAUCGAAGAGGACAUCCAGUCCAGCUUCGAGGACCUGCACAAGCAGCUGGACGUUCGGAAGAGCGUCCUUCUCAUGGAGCUCGAAGUCACAUAUGGGCUCAAACAAAAGGUCCUCCAAGCCCAGAUAGACAACCUCACACGUGGAGACGGGGACAUCACGUCCACCUGCACCCGGACGGAGGAAGCUCUGGCUGAGGAGGCGAGCGUGGCCACGCUGGAGGUGGAGCAUGAGCUGGAGGAGAGGCUCAAGGAGAUGGCUAUUCUGAGAAUGCCAUGCCAGCCAGAGGAGAACGACCAGCUGGACCUGGUGAUGGAGACAGACGGGCUGAGGAAGUCCAUUCACAACCUGGGGACCAUAGUUACAACCAGCGCUGUGGCAAGUCAGAGUGAAGCCAUGGGCACCGGCUUGGAGCAGUGCAUUGUGGGACAUCCUGCUUCAGUUACUAUAGUAACAAGAGACAAGUCAGGGGGAGCCUGCAAGAGUGGAAAUGCCAUCUUAUCAGCUGAGGUAUUCACCCCCGACGGCAGCAUUGUUGACGGUGAGAUCCUGGACCACAAGAACGGAACAUAUGAGUUCGUCUACACGGUGCCCAAGGAGGGCAACUUCUCUCUGGCCCUCCGUCUGUACGACCAGCACAUCAAAGGAAGCCCCUUCAAACUGACCGUCACCAAGGCGACCGAGGUCGAGGUCGAGGUGUCUCCAUCCACCACCACAGCAACCAACUCAGCAGCCAAUGCCACCCCGUCCACAGGCUCCUCUGACGGGACAAAGAGACGAGGAAAGUCCCCGGGUCAGAAGAAGAAAGGUUCCAAGAGGGCCAGCAGCGCUCUGGGAACCCCACGACGAAAAACUCAGAAUCCCAUCGAGGACGACCUCAUCUUCAAGAUCGGAACUAAGGGUAGAAAUAAGGGUGAGUUCACCAACCUUCAAGGAGUGGCUGCCUCUUCUAGCGGUAGGAUUCUGAUAGCUGACAGCAACAAUCAGUGUGUCCAGAUUUUCUCCAACGAGGGUGAGUUUAAGAGUCGUUUUGGGGUGCGUGGGCGAUCUCCUGGCCAGCUGCAGCGGCCAACCGGGGUCGCGGUGCACCCGAGCGGUGACAUCAUCAUUGCUGACUAUGAUAACAAAUGGGUUAGCAUCUUCACGUGCGAGGGCAAGUUCAAGGCGAAACUGGGCUCAGGGAGACUCAUGGGGCCAAAAGGCGUGUCUGUGGACCAAAAUGGUCAUGUGAUUGUAGUCGACAACAAGGCGUGUACAGUCUUCAUCUUCCAGCUAACCGGCAAGCUAAUUGCUAAGUUUGGGAGUCGGGGAAAUGGUGACAAGCAGUUUGCAGGUCCACACUUUGCAGCAGUGAACAAGAAUAAUGAGAUCAUCGUGACAGACUUCCAUAACCACUCUGUCAAGGUUUUUACCACUGAGGGAGAGCUGGUGUUGAAGUUCGGCUCAAAUGGGGAAGGAAACGGCCAGUUCAACGCUCCCACUGGUGUAGCUGUGGAUGUAAAUGGGAACAUCAUUGUAGCUGAUUGGGGCAACAGCAGAAUCCAAGUUUUUGAUGGCAGUGGCUCCUUCCUGUCCUACAUAAACACAUCAGCAGACCCACUGUACGGCCCGCAAGGCCUGGCACUGACCUCGGACGGCCAUGUGGUGGUCGCCGACUCUGGUAACCAUUGCUUCAAGGUCUACCGCUACCUACAAUGAUAAAGACUAGUGAAGAAGUAGGAGAGGAGAACAAGGAGGGCAGUGGUGAGAGGAAAGCUGAAGCUCACAAUGUUUAACUCCAUCUAUCCAUUGCAUGAACUUGUCCUGAUGGAUUAACUGAAGGAAAGAAAUGCCAAGGAAAACGUUCGGCCGCUGUCCUUACGUGACCUGAACUUCAGAGGAGACGUCUAACCUCAGUGACGUCUGGAGGAAUGAACCCAGAGUGGAACAUAAAGGUGACAUGUUGCCCUCCAGAAACGUAUCUCUGCAGUACUUUGCAGCAAUGGAUUUCUGUUUUUAAUAAAAGAUGUCUGCCUUCACCUAUAGCGGAAAAAGAUUGAUCAGCCAAGUAUUGAACACAAGUGGAAAAUUAAUGGUUCAAAAAGGAAACCUUGCAUAUUAAAUCUAUGUUGUGAAUGUUGGAUUGACGAAACGUCAGUGGCAUAAAUGCAGAUGUUGAGGUAAUUUGGUGGAAAUGAUUUGAAUUAAUGAUAGUUUGACAAUGUUCUGCCUUGAUGUAUUGUAUGUAAAAGACAAAAUAAUGUCUGGUGAGGUAAAAGGGGUCCAGAGCUUUGACUUUUCUCAGUUUAUUGUUCAAAGGCUUCAUGUCAACUGCUCAGAUGGUCUUUAGGCAAAACAAUCAGCUUUAACUGAUCAAGCUUUCAGUGGAAAUUCUCGACUCCACUCAAUUUCUCUAAACUAAAGCAUUAUGAGAGUAUUAGGGUCACUGUAGAUUAAAACAUAUUAAUAUGGCCACAGAGCAGUUAAAUUUCCAUAUUUACUAGAAACAUGAUGGAAGAGCGGUAAAAGGUUAAAUUAAAAUUAAAAU